Molecule: messenger RNA, 2964 nt
Organism: Gigantopelta aegis
Lineage: Eukaryota; Metazoa; Mollusca; Gastropoda; Neomphalida; Peltospiridae
Product: probable citrate synthase 2, mitochondrial
Exons: 10
Coding region: 66-1460 (464 amino acids)
Biological process (GO): tricarboxylic acid cycle; citrate metabolic process; carbohydrate metabolic process
Cellular component (GO): mitochondrial matrix
Source: RefSeq, a predicted model, not a curated record
AUCCGACUUCCGUGGCGUCAGAUCCUGUGGCAGUGCUUUUUGGCUGUGUGACAUCAAAAUAAAACAUGUCAGUUAUCCGCAAGGUUGCGUUUCAGAUACUGCUGCAAAAUAAGAACAUUUUGCCAGCAGCUUUUUGCACUCGGAAUAGUUCAACAUCUACAGAUCUGAAAUCUGUCUUGGCUGAAAAAAUCCCUGAGAAACAGAAGGAGGUUGUUGAGCUGAGAAAACAACAUGGCAAUACCAAAGUUGGGGAUGUGACGGUUGACAUGAUGUAUGGAGGAAUGAGGGGUAUUAAAGGAUUGGUUACAGAAACGUCAGUGCUUGACCCGGAAGAAGGUAUUCGAUUUCGAGGGUACAGUAUCCCAGAAUGCCAGAAACUCUUGCCAAAAGGCAAGGGGGGAACAGAACCUUUACCUGAAGGUUUGUUCUGGCUUCUUCUCACCGGAGACAUUCCAUCUCAGGCACAGGUGGAUGCAGUAACACAGGAAUGGAACAGUCGUGCAGCCUUGCCAAACCACGUGAUCACCUUGUUGAGCAACUUUCCUAGCAAUCUCCACCCGAUGUCUCAGUUCAGUUCAGCUAUAACUGCCCUCAACUUGGAGAGCAAAUUCGCAAAAGGCUACCAUGACGGAAUUAACAAGAACCUGUUUUGGGAGUAUACAUAUGAAGAUUCCAUGGAUUUGAUAGCGAAGUUGCCAACUUUGGCAGCAAUUAUCUACCGCAAUAUCACAGACGGAGGUACCCCUUGUCCAAUUGAUACUGCCAAAGACUGGAGUUGGAACUAUGCUUCAAUGAUGGGCUUUGAUAAUGCCGAGUUUGUUGAAUUGAUGAGGUUGUAUCUUACAAUACACAGUGACCACGAGGGCGGCAAUGUCAGUGCCCACGCGACUCAUCUGGUUGGUAGUGCUCUGUCCGACCCAUACCUUAGUUUUGCUGCUGGCAUGAAUGGCUUGGCUGGACCACUCCAUGGAUUGGCAAACCAAGAAGUGUUGACCUGGCUGACGAAGCUACAGAAGUCGUUAGGUGGUGAAGUGUCUGAUGACAAGCUGAGGGACUUUAUCUGGAAUACUCUAAAAUCAGGACAGGUUGUCCCAGGUUACGGACACGCUGUGUUGAGAAAGACGGAUCCCAGGUAUACCUGCCAGCGAGAAUUUGCACUGAAACACCUGCCCAACGACCCACUCUUCAAGCUGGUGUCUCAGGUCUACAAGGUUGUGCCAGAUAUCUUAAUAGAGCAGGGCAAGGCAAAGAAUCCAUGGCCCAAUGUGGACGCUCACAGUGGAGUGCUACUACAGUACUAUGGCCUGACAGAGAUGAACUAUUACACAGUGAUGUUCGGUGUGUCUCGAGCCCUUGGGGUCCUGGCUUCACUCGUCUGGGAUCGUGCUUUCGGCCUGCCCCUUGAACGACCAAAAUCCUUCGACACGCCCGGUCUUAAGAAGCUAGUUGGUUCAAAGUAACUAUGCUGUCCGUGUAUACUCAUCGUAUCAGUUGUUGAAUGAUAUCAUUUUGAGGAGGAAAGACUUAGCUCAAGCUUUCUAAUUUGUACAUAGCGAUACUGUUCAAGAAGACAGCUGGUAUGAUGUGUUUUGAUGUGUGUAACAUUAGUACCAAACAGUUUACUCUCUUUUUCAUGAUCAAACUUUAGACUCUUGAAAUUUAAUAUUUUAUGAAAGAUAUUAUUGACCUAUAAUUUACUGGUUAAGUUAUUUAUUUGUUCCUGUCACUUCUGUAAUAAGAUAUAUGACUAAAGGGUUAAUUUUAAAAAUUAAAUCUUGAUUCACGCAUUUUAAAUUAAAUCUCGAUUCAAAUUUUAUCAUCAAGAUGUAGGUAUAAAAUUCUAGGAAAUAUUUGGCAGCAAAAUGUGACAUAUACUGACAGGUCUUUUUUAUGCCGUCUGGAAAACAACUGAAAUUAUUAGAUUCUAGUUUGAUCACCUCAUCAUUUGACAUCUUCUAAUAAUAUUAGCAACAAACUAAGACAAACUCAUGUUUCCACUGUCAACUGCCUAAUGAAAAUAAAUACUGAUCACCAACCUUCAGAAAUCAAUAUGACAAAAAAUGUAUUUGCAUUCGGCUUAUAGUACACUUAUCAAAUGGGAAUACAAGAAUGGGACACUAUGACAGAAAAAACUAAAGAAACCAGUUUAUCAGUUUAAUAUUAUAUAUAUACUCAAGAUUGGGUCUUCAACCAAGAUGUUCUGAAUGUUCAGAACUUUAGAAACCUUAUUUCAAUAUAUUCAUGUUAUUUUAUUAGUAUUUUUAAACCUAUAAAUAUGUCCUGUCUUAGAACAAUAUAUUGCCUUUAAUUAGACUAGUUUAUUUUACUGAUCAUGUUAAUUUGGUUACAGAUUGAGUGGUUUUGUACUGUAUCAAAUAAAAAAUCAAAGAAAAUCAAAAUUUAUUUUGAUGUCAGUGUUGUUGGUUCUUGGACUAGAUUAAUACUGUAUUUGCUAUUCAUCAAAGCAGUAGCAUGUGUGAAAAACAUAAAUAGUAAUAAACCGGUGGAAUUGUUAUACAACAAAAAUAAAAUUUUGUUUCAUGACUUUUACUUUUACAGUAUUACCAGUAGCUUUUUCAUCACUUUUACUUACAGUAUACAAGCAGCUUUUAACACCUUUUUAUUUUUGCAAUGUUUUGUCACAUUUUAUUUGUUCAAACUCAGAUUUUUUCAGAAUCUAUGCUGUUUAAUAUUUUAAGUGUCACAGAGACCACCAUUAUAUGGCUAUGAAAAAAUAAAAUGUAGACAUAACAAAAAUAUUAGCUUUUUUUUUUUAAAGUGUUCUAUAAUUAAUUCAAACGUGUACGAUCUACUUUUACUGCACUUACAUAUGUGUUUAGGAAAUAUAUUAAAAUAGGGUUGUGGAAUAGAGUUCAUGAUUUAAAACUAUUGUAGAUAAACUGACAUGUAUUUGUUGACCAAUUCAGUAUCCUAUACUCUUUGAUAUUAAAAGUUUAUUUUAUA